Messenger RNA from Drosophila elegans, 831 nucleotides. Its product is annotated as probable transcriptional regulatory protein MYPU_6240. NCBI's taxonomy places the organism in Eukaryota, Metazoa, Arthropoda, Insecta, Diptera, Drosophilidae. The transcript is spliced from 4 exons. Bases 1 to 810 code for a protein of 269 amino acids. Gene Ontology annotation, cellular component: mitochondrion. The record is from RefSeq and is a predicted model, not a curated record.
AUGUUACGAAAUGUGUGCACUUUUUCCACGCAUUUCGGAAAAUGCGUUUUUCAAGCAAACCAGACUUUUCGUGGCAUGGCGGGUCAUUCAAAAUGGGCGAAUAUUAAGCAUACUAAAGCCCUGAAAGACGGUGCCAGAGCGGCACUGUUUGCCAAGAUUUCGCGGCAAAUCCGGAUGGCCAUUCAGGAGGGAAACUCUGCGGAUCCCGCAAUAAAUUCUCUUCUGCGGACGGAAAUAGAAAGGGCCUUGAAGCAAAACAUGCCCAGCGGUACAAUACAAAACACUUUAAACAAAUUUAAAUCUAAUAAAAUUCAACUUAAGAAGUACCGCCUUGACAUCCGGUAUAAAAGGAACGUAUACUUGAUAUGCAUGCUUUACACAGACAACUUUUCUGGAGUAAAAAUGGACGCGACACCAAUGAUAAAGAAAGCCGGGGGCGAAUUCAUGGAUGUCGGAAACCUGUUUGAGGACUUUGGCUUGAUAGAAACUCGGUUUGAUACAUCAAAGCUCCUUAACGGGCCCAGUUUGGAAGAUAAAGCCACUAAUGAUGCGAUAGAACUUGGUGCGGAAGAGAUCGAAAUAGUUGACAAUGCCGAAGGCUCGGUUAAUUUCCGAUGUAGUCCUGUUGUUUUAACUGCCUUAAGUAGAAACUUGGAAAAGGCUGGAUACAAUAUAGAAAAUAGUGAACACAUAUUUUCUCCUAUGAAUGUUGUGAAAUUAUCCGUAGAAGACCAAAAAGCGUACGACGUGUUUAUAGAAAAACUGAGAAACAUCCCAGGUUUAGAGGAUAUAUAUAACAAUGUUGAAUAAAAACAGACCUGUUGAAUGAAA